AAAGGAAUAUGUGUGUUAUGAUUGUGUUUAUAGUUUGUUUGGUUGUUUUGUUGUUUGUCUUUUUGCACAAAGUCCGCGAGCAUUGCCACUUUCAUUCCACUGCACAUCUCGUAUGUGUAUGUGACAAAUAGACUUGACUUGACUUGUGUGUCUGGGUAUAGAGGGAGGGAGGCUGGCACAUGUGUACCUGCUCCGCCUCUGAUGCUGACGCUCCAUGGCCCGAGUUUCACACUGAGCCGAGACUCGGGGAGCAGCGCUGGCUCCGGGCGCUGUCCUUUCAGCACUGGAUGGGAGGCGAGCGGGCGGCGCCGCUGGGCGGCUUGUUGCUGCUUCUACUGCUCAGAGGUGGUCUGACCUUCGAAGGGGAGAAUAGACUCUUCGCCAAACUCUUCGGGAACUACAGUAAGAGCAUUCGGCCCGUGAAGAAUGUGUACGAUCCAGUCAUCGUGCAGUUUGAGGUGUCUCUGUCUCAGCUCAUCAAAGUGGAUGAAGUCAAUCAAAUUAUGGAGUCAAACCUCUGGCUGAAACAUAUUUGGAACGAUUACAAGUUAAGAUGGGAUCCAGCGGAAUACGAAGGCGUUGACUUCAUCAGAGUUCCUUCCAACACGAUCUGGAAACCAGACAUUAUCUUGUACAACAAUGUAGUUUCUAAUUUCCAAACGGACGGCAAUGCCAAAGUCUUGUUGACGUCCAACGGCACAGUAACCUGGGUCCCACCGGCCAUCUUCAAGAGCUCCUGCAAGAUGGACGUGACCUAUUUCCCCUUCGACUACCAGAACUGCAGCAUGAAGUUUGGAUCAUGGACCCACGACAAGGCCAAGAUUGACCUGGCCCUGAUCGGCAGCGAGAUGAACAUGAAGGACUUCUGGGAGAGUGGUGAGUGGGCCAUCAUAGCUGCCCCUGGCUACAAACAUGACAUCAAGUACAACUGCUGCGAAGAGAUCUACACAGACAUCACCUACUCCAUUUACAUCAGACGGAUGCCUCUGUACUACACCAUCAACAUGAUCAUCCCUUGUUUGAUGAUCUCGUUCCUGACUGUCCUGGUUUUCUGGUUGCCCUCAGCCAGUGGUGCGAAGAUAACUCUGUCUGUCUCCGUUCUGCUGUCCCUCACUGUGUUUCUCCUGGGGAUCACCGAAAGCGUGCCGUCCACUUCCUUGGUGAUCCCACUCAUCGGGGAGUACUUGCUCUUCAUCAUGAUCUUUGUGGUCCUAUCCAUCAUCAUCACCGUCUUUGUGCUCAACAUCCACGACAGAAGUCCCGCCACCCACAUCAUGCCGAGCUGGGUGAAAACCGUCUUCCUGAAGUCUCUGCCGCGCAUCCUGCGCAUGGCCAGGCCCGGGGGUGACGGGGAAGCCCCGGGGAGCCCAACGGCCAACGUCCCCGACGAGCUGCCCGACUUCAGCGCUUCCUCGCAAGCCUGCGACCAGGACCCGCCAUGCACGUGCUGCAGAGGUUGCAGGCCGAGGCUCCUGAACGCUGCCGUUGGUCUAACUCACAGCCUCAGCACAGACACCCUGAAUGCUCUGCUUUCAAUCUCCGUCUCGUCUUCGGAGGUGCAAAAAGCCGCUGACAGCAUCACACACAUAGUGGAACGGAUGAAGAUGCAGGAUGAAUACAAGGAGGUACAAGAUGAUUGGAAGUACGUUGCCUUGGUGAUCGAUCGGAUCUUCCUCUGGAUCUUCAUCGUGACGUGCAUCCUGGGAACAACAAUUUCCUUCCUGCAGCCGCUGAUGUCCGCCGAGAUGUGAGCAGGGUUGCAUCGAAGAUGCAAACACAGACGGUUCUUUUCAAAAUUGAUCCAGGAAAAAGCUUAAAAGACUGGGAGAUCGUGGGGGGGGGUUGGCAGGGGAGGACCAGGGAGCAAGAAAAGAAUGAACUGGCAUAGUCACCGAUUGUGGAGAAAAAUUAGCCAUUUCUGCAAACUGCUUGUCAUCUUCCUUGUGGCUUCACUUACUGUUGCAUGUGCUCAGCUUGCCUUGUUCUGAAGUUAGAAAGCCCAAUGAUAAGAGAUGCAUGCUAAUUUGAAUCCAGGAAAGCAAGUGCCACAAAGACCAAAGUGGUUCAAAUAUGUCACGGUGACCCAGUGAUAAGGAAGGUGUGGUCGGGAGGAGAAGUGGUGAGGGGAGUGCGGAAAAGGGGACUCUUUAAGCAACCUGGGAAAAUGCUACAUUGAUCGUGUAAUGAAAGUA
This is a messenger RNA of Leucoraja erinaceus (little skate), 2192 nucleotides long. RefSeq names its product neuronal acetylcholine receptor subunit alpha-3-like. Gene Ontology annotation, molecular function: transmembrane signaling receptor activity; acetylcholine-gated monoatomic cation-selective channel activity. Gene Ontology annotation, biological process: chemical synaptic transmission; nervous system process; signal transduction. The coding region runs from base 180 to 1751 and encodes 523 amino acids. The transcript has 6 exons. Gene Ontology annotation, cellular component: postsynaptic membrane; synapse; neuron projection. NCBI's taxonomy places the organism in Eukaryota, Metazoa, Chordata, Chondrichthyes, Rajiformes, Rajidae. The record is from RefSeq and is a predicted model, not a curated record.